CUUCCUUUCUAAAGACCAUGCGCGGGCGGCCUGUGGGCCUCCUACAGCCUCUCGGACGCUUUGGUCGCCAUGGUUACACCAUUCGCGACCGCUCUAGUUGCCGGGAGGAGUGCUUUCUAUGGCCGCGCCCAAGCGCGGGAGACCGCUUCAGCUGAUUUCCCGCUCUCUUGCUUCUCCAGCGGCAGUUGAGACGCGUCAUGGCUGGCAGACGAGGGGCGCUGAUCGUGUUGGAGGGAGUGGACCGGGCCGGCAAGAGUACGCAGAGCAGGAGGCUGGUGGAGGCCCUGCGGGCCGAGGGGCAUCAGGCCGAGCUGCUCCGGUUCCCGGAAAGAACAACAAAAAUUGGACAGCUAAUAAGUUCCUACUUGGAAAAGAAAAACAACUUGGAGGACCACACAGUGCAUCUACUGUUUUCUGCUAAUCGCUGGGAGCAAGUGCCAUUAAUUAAAGAGAAGUUAAAUCAAGGUGUCACUCUGGUAGUGGACAGAUAUGCUUUUUCUGGGGUGGCCUUCACAAGUGCUAAGGAGAACUUCUCCUUGGAAUGGUGCAAGCAACCUGAUGUAGGGCUUCCAAAGCCAGACUUGAUUCUCUUUCUUCAGUUGUGCAUAUCUGAAGCAGCCAAACGUGGAGACUUUGGAAAUGAAAUAUAUGAGGAUAGCUCUUUUCAGGAGAAAGUUUUACAGAGCUACUACCAUCUGAUGAAAGAUAAGACUCUAAACUGGAAAGUGAUUGAUGCUUCGAAGAACAUAGAAGAUUUACAUGAUGAAAUAAAAUCCUUUGCAGAGGAGGCUUUGCAGCAGGCUCAACACACACCCAUAGGAGAAUUGUGGAAAAAAAACUAGUCUGCCCCUUCAUCUUUGUGGGUCAGUCCUCAAUUAGCCAGUACCUGCACUGAUCACCUUAAUACACCAAGUGUUUGUCUGUAGUUGCUUUUACCAACCAGUAGUUGUUGUUAGAUUCUUGAUUUCAUCUAACUUCCUUCCACCUGUUUGGUAAAAGAAACUCUUACCUUAAUUUUGGAGCGACUUUUACUGAAGCAAUUGCAUGAAUGUUGGACCAAGACUGCGUACUAAUUUCAGAGACUUAUGCUUCAACUAACAAUGGCUACUGGUUUUUAAACCCAUAAUUUUUAUCAAUGCCUAGAUUAGUUUGUUGGUAAGCAGCAAGAGAUGUUUCAGCCAUAUAAGAACACUAUGUAUUUGAGAGGACUUAAAUACCUUGGAAAAUGUCCACCUCAGUGAUGAUUGAAUUGGAAAGUUUCCAUUCAUAUGGAGCUGACUUAGGACCACCUCACAUUGUGUGAUUUUUCCUGUCCAUGAAAUGUAGAUGUAUCCAGAGAUUGUAGCAAAAUAAAUAUGCCACAUUUACCAGCAAAUAGUAUGUAUGUUUUUUAUAUGGAGAUUAUCUCUGUAGGGAAAUCAGGUGUGAUGAUGCCCUGAAGCUGAAAGAAGCUACAGGUAACAUAAGAAAAAAUAAUUUAUAAGGGUUUGAAAUUUUGUGCCAGUGUCACAUCCAGCUGUAGGAACCUAAGAAUUCAUUUGCUCCAGCAGACCAAUGCCAAUAGCCCACCCAUCUGUCUCCAACAGAAGCCAGGCAAAUGCUGGCUCUUCAUAAGCAAAGUCCUUGUGUGAUAAUGCUAACAUGAUAGAUAUUCUUGUCUCACCACAUAGACUUCUCCAUGUUCUGUCCAUUUUUUUUGAGCUAUUAUCACAUCUUCUGGUUAUGAAUUCUUUAAGCUAAUUAUUUAUCAUGUGAUGAAACACUUCCUUUAGGCUGCCCUAUGCUCUACUUUCCAAUCAACUUCGUUUGGUGACCCUGCAUUCUGGAAUAUGAAAGAACAACAUAUCACUGAACUGUACAUAAAAUUCCUUGGGAUACUUCUCUAAAGGAAAAUAACUGUUCUAUACUAGUGUGUCUUUUGAUUUAAAAACAAAACAGAGUAUGGUGGCUACAUUCUAAAAAUCUGGUAAAAGGGGCUGAUAUUAGCAAUUUAGUUUAGUUAAAUUGCAAGUCACAGGAGUUAAACUCUGGGGUGCCUUUCAACUUCUUUAAUAUGACUUUUACAUUCUCUUCCCCCCCCUCCCCGCCCAAUUCUAUAUCUUCAUUUUUUAAACCUUUGUUUGACAAGUCUUUAGGAGUACUUCCAUCAGUGAUACAGGUGCUACUGGACUCUUUGAUUUUGCUACCACAGACUAACACGGCUAACUCCUCUGCAUCUAUGAUACAGGCAUGGAUCUCUCUGUAUGCCAGAGUGAAGGAGGACUCACAAUAAUUGUCUCCUUAUGGUUUUCCUGUGUUCUUCCAGUACUACUUCUACAUGUAUUAUCCAAUGGUUCUACACUUUCCACCUAGGGUUCUUCUGAGAUAUAUCAGUAUUAAUUACCAUAGCUGUAGCAGUUUCUGUGCCUUGACAUGACUUAAAUUUUAUUUGCUAGCAGUUGUUCUUGAACUUUU
Eublepharis macularius is the source of this 2454-nucleotide messenger RNA. RefSeq names its product deoxythymidylate kinase (gene DTYMK). The transcript is spliced from 5 exons. Bases 198 to 842 code for a protein of 214 amino acids. The record is from RefSeq and is a predicted model, not a curated record. Gene Ontology annotation, molecular function: dTMP kinase activity; ATP binding. Gene Ontology annotation, cellular component: cytoplasm; cytosol; mitochondrion. Gene Ontology annotation, biological process: dTTP biosynthetic process; dUDP biosynthetic process; dTDP biosynthetic process. Lineage: Eukaryota; Metazoa; Chordata; Lepidosauria; Squamata; Eublepharidae.